Messenger RNA from Mesoplodon densirostris (Blainville's beaked whale), 4290 nucleotides. It is a transcript of the gene ZNF280D, whose product is annotated as zinc finger protein 280D. The transcript is spliced from 21 exons. Gene Ontology annotation, molecular function: DNA-binding transcription factor activity, RNA polymerase II-specific; RNA polymerase II cis-regulatory region sequence-specific DNA binding. The coding region runs from base 243 to 3143 and encodes 966 amino acids. The record is from RefSeq and is a predicted model, not a curated record. Gene Ontology annotation, biological process: regulation of DNA-templated transcription. NCBI's taxonomy places the organism in Eukaryota, Metazoa, Chordata, Mammalia, Artiodactyla, Ziphiidae.
UGUAGUUUUUCGUGCUCCUCCUUUUCCUCCUCCUCUUUCUCCUCCUCCUCAGGGCCCCAGUCAGGCCGAUCCGCUCCGCUCACGGGUUUAAGAUUAUCUGACUUUCAACUAUACAGGAUUGCUGCUGAUAGAAAGGUCCUCAUGGAACAAAAUGCACCAUGGAAGUGGCUUUGUUAAAUUCCAUGAGGAAAAAUAAAUAAUAUAUCUCCCAACUGUAUUGAAUAGAAAAAGAUAAAUCAAAAAUGGCAGAACUCUUUAUGGAAUGUGAAGAAGAAGAGUUGGAACCAUGGCAGAAGAAAGUAAAAGAGGUUGAUGAUGAUGAUGAUGAUGAGCCGAUCUUUGUUGGAGAGAUAUCAAGUUCAAAGCCAGCAAUUUCAAAUAUUUUGAAUAGAGUAAACCCCAGCUCAUAUUCGAGGGGAAUAAAGAAUGGUGCGCUCAGCCGAGGUAUUACUGCUGCAUUCAAGCCUACAAGUCAACACUACACGAAUCCAACAUCAAAUCCAGUGCCUGCCUCGCCAGUAAAUUUUCAUCCUGAAUCUAGAUCUUCAGAUAGUUCUGUUAUUGUUCAGCCUUUGUCUAAACCUGGUUAUGUAACAAAGUCAUCACGAGUUGUUUCUAAUAAUUCUUCAGAGUUACUGUUUGACUUGACCCAGGAUACAGGAUUACCACUUUACCAAGGAGGACCAACACUUUCUAUAGCAGGUAUGAAUGAAAGUUCAUUUUUAUCAAAACGUCCUUCUACUUCUGAAGUAAACAGUGUUAAUCCAAAAAAGUCUAAACCCAGUGAAGGUGUUUCUGGAACAAAUUCCUCAGCUGUAUUUUCUUCAGUUAAAUCUCUUUCAGUGACAUCUCCCCAGGCUAUGCCAUCAAAAGGUACAAAUAUCUCAUCAAAUCAAUCUAAAAAUGGAACACCUUUUCCAAGAGCUUGUCCAAAAUGCAAUAUUCAUUUCAAUCUUUUGGAUCCUUUGAAAAAUCACAUGAAGUACUGUUGUCCAGACAUGAUAAAUAACUUUUUGGGACUGGCUAAAACAGAAUUUUCAAGUACAGCAAAUCAAAGUAAGACUGUUGAUUCAGAAAAAGGAAAACUGAUCAUGUUAGUUAAUGACUUUUAUUAUGGAAAACAUGAAGGAGAUGUCCAGGAAGAACAGAAGACUUACACAACCUUUAAAUGCUUCAGUUGCUUGAAAAUUCUUAAAAAUAAUAUUAGGUUUAUGAACCACAUGAAACAUCAUUUGGAACUUGAGAAGCAGAGCAGUGAAAGCUGGGAAAACCACACCACCUGCCAGCACUGCUACCGUCAGUUUCCCACACCAUUUCAACUGCAGUGUCACAUUGAAAGUACACACACACCCCAUGAAUUUUCUACCAUUUGCAAAAUAUGUGAAUUAUCAUUUGAAACAGAGCAUAUUCUUUUACAACAUAUGAAGGACAAUCAUAAACCUGGUGAAAUGCCAUAUAUUUGCCAGGUUUGCAAUUAUAGAUCAUCAUCAUUUUCUGAUGUAGAAACUCAUUUUAGAACAUCCCAUGAAAACACUAAGAACUUGCUAUGUCCGUUUUGCCUCAAAGUUAUUAAAAUUGCAACACCCUAUAUGCAUCAUUACAUGAAGCAUCAGAAAAAAGGAAUACAUCGUUGUACAAAAUGCAGACUACAGUUUUUAACAUGCAAAGAGAAAAUGGAUCACAAGACUCAGCAUCAUCGGACAUUUAUAAAACCUAAACAACUAGAAGGAUUGCCUCCAGGAACAAAAGUUACUAUUCGAGCUUCAGUUGGCCCUCUUCAAUCAGGAUCUUCAACUACACCUACCAUUAGUGCAAGCACUUCUACACUUCAGCUCUCACCUCCAAGGACUAAAAAUAUAACUGCUAAAAAUCCCACAAAAUCUAACACAAGUAAACCUAAUAUAACUAAAUCCAUUGCAAGUAAACCUAAUGCAAGUAAGCCUAAUGGAAGUAAAUCUAAAUACAAAUCAAAAAUAUCUAAUAUGCAAAAGAAACAAAGCACAUUGGCUAGUAGCAAUAAAAAAAGUAAAGUCAAUACAGCAUUGAGGAAUUUAAGGUGUCGUCGGGGAGUUCACAAGUGCAUUGAGUGUUGUUCUGAAAUAAAAGAUUUUGCAAACCAUUUUCCUACAUAUGUCCACUGUAGUUUUUGCAGAUACAACACUAGCUGUAGCAAAGCCUAUGUGAAUCAUAUGAUGAGCUUUCAUAGUAAUCAUCCAAGUAAAAGGUUUUGUAUCUUUAAGAAGUAUUCAGAAGAUCUCAGGGGCAUUACUCUAGUGUGCCUUAAUUGUGAUUUCCUAACUGAUGUUUCUGGCUUAGAUAAUAUGGCUACACACUUAAGUCAACAUGAAACUCAUGCUUGUCAAGUUGUAAUAGAGAAAGUUUCUGUUUGUAUCCCAACUUCUGAACAUCUUUCUGAAUUAAAAAACGAAGCUCCCACUAAGGAACAAGAACCUGUGUCUGAGGAAAUUGCAAGACCUAAUAUGGCUGAAGGAGAAACAGAAACAUCAAAUUCUGAAAGUAAACAAGAUGAAGCUUCUUCAGAGGAAAUAAAAAAUGGAUGUGAUGUGCAUUUAUUCGAAGGCUCAUCAACAACAAAAAGUGAAGAAGGUGUAUCAGGUUCAGAUAAAGAAAAUGAUACCUGUCUUGAAGACCAGGAAACUGGCUCAAAGAAUAUCUUCAGUUAUGAUUCAAUUAUUGAUGCAGAUAAGGUGGAGAAGGAAAAACAAAUAGAGCACAUUUGUCAGGAAACAGAGUUGAAGAGGUGCCAAAGUUCAGAAAACCUCAUUGCAUGUGAUCAGAUUGAAGAUCGCAAUGCCAGUGAAGCUAGAUUUUCUUCAAAGAAUAUUAAGGAUUUGCAGUUAACAUCUGGUGAUGUUAGCAUUGAUCAGUUUUUGAGAAAAAGAGAUGAACCUGAAUCUGUUAGUUCUGAUGUUAGUGAGCAAGGCAGUAUUCAUUUGGAACCUUUGACUCCAUCAGAAGUGCUUGAGUUUGAAGCCACAGAGAUUCUUCAGAAAGGUAGUGGUGAUCCUUCAGCCAAGACUGAUGAAGUAGUGUCUGAUCAAACAGAUGACGUUCCUGGAGAAAAUAGCCUUAGCACAACAGAGACAACAGGAGACCUGGCAGAUGAAAAAGAAAGAAGUUGAAAUUAAUUAGGCAUUCUAAGUUUUAGUGUACCAACGAUAAGAGCAUUUGGAACAGUGCUAUCAGGUGAGCUCAGUGGUGCUGUUGCAGAGUGCAGAGAUAGAAAAAUGUGAGGGAGGUCAUUCAUACACUUUACCUGUAUAUUCAACCUUGGUUAUUAAAUCAAUUCAUCAUUAAUAGCAUGAUUAGUAUGAAUUUCCAAAAAGUUUUUAAGACAUGAGUAAGAUUUUAAUGAAAGUUAAGUUUGCAAUGAAAAAGUCUCAUUUAGCAGUUUUCAAGGUUAUGGAACCUGGUGGUCAAUAUGAAUUGAAUAUUAGUUAUAUUAAUAAAGCUUUUGAAAUUUCCAUCAGUUCUAAACUAAAAGUCCUUAUUACCUGUACAUCCUUUUCAAUUAACUUAAAGGAAGAGAUUUGGAAACCACAUACCUUUUGGGAAUAAUUGAUUUAAAAUAAUGGCCAAUUGGCUUUGUUAAUGAAGGUUUCAUUUUGAGUAUGAUACUGGUAAAUGGAGCAUGUUUAGAAUGCUAAAUUAGUUGAUCUAAUGAGAAUUUGGAUGAACAUAAACUUAAUUUUGGAUAUAAUAUUACAUUCCAGACUGCCAGAAGCAUGUAAACAGAAUAUUUGAAUCUGUGUACCUCCAUACAAGUGUUAGCCUGCCAGGCUGUAAGCUUACCUUAAUUAAACUUUCAGUGAAAGUGAAAUUAUUAAAAUAAAAAUUUAUAUUUGUGCUUUUUGUCAGUGUGUAAGCUGUGCAGAAAUCCCUUGAUGUACUAGUUGUAUAAAGUAGAAACCCACUGUUGAAACUCCUGUAGCUGUUAUGCUCUUAAUAUUGUUUUAAUGAUCUUCUUUAGAAAUAGACCCAUAAAAAUGGUCUGGAAACCAAACCAAAGUGUGGAUUAAUGUAGAUAUUGUAAAGCAGUAAACUGAAAACAUGUCCUGGCAUGAAUUCAGCCAUGUUUAAGUGACUUUUUCUGUAAUUGUAAAAUAGAAAAUUCAAAUGGGACCUAAAGCAGGAUGUAAAAAAUUGGUUUGGGAUAUUUAGCCUAAUUUAUCCAUAAGAUGGCUGCUAAAUUGAUUUUUUCAGUUUUUUAUCAUGUAGAAAAUAAUAGAUACAGAAAUGAAUAAUAUGAGUAACAGUAGUUUGCUUUGA